AUACCCAUCUUUCACCCCAACAGUUUUCUUGUUUAUUGCUGGAACAGUUGCAUAUGGAGUAUUCAAGUACCUCCAAAAUGAGAAACUUAAAGAGCAAAACUAAUAGAACAUGAGAAAAUUCUCUGAUAUUUCCUAAUUGUGAAAGGAGACUGUUGAUGACUAUCAAAAUGGGAGCAUUUUAUAUAUUUUUCUAAGUCUGUAUGUCACAUUCUUGUGCCUUCCUUGUGGAGAGAAUAGUAUGAAUAGAGAUGAAAAACAAGGAAUUUUUCAUCAACUGUAUAGAAACUUUGUAUCUCAUUAUUUGUGACUGCUGUCUCCUUUUUCCAUGUCUUUGGGUUCUUUGGUGCAUAUUAAGUAAUUAGCCUUUGGGAGCAUGGAGUAGUCAUUUAUGUUGACAUUAAAAAUUUACAAAUAAGAUGAACAUUUAAACUUCUAGUUCUUGCUUGAAUAAAUGAUAUUGUUUUUUACGCUUCUCAUUAUGACUGAUCUGCUGAAAAGUAAAGGGGUUAUCAUUUAUCAAUCCAUCAUUUAUGUUUUUGGAACUGCUUAGAUCACUAAUUAAGUUAUAACUAGAGCAAUAAUUUUCAUCCCGCAUGAUAAUUUCUCUCACGCUUCGUGAGAUGUACAUAAUCUUAUUGUUAUUCUAUUAAUGAGCUACAGAGAUGUUUCCUAGUGAAUAUCUAUGUACGACUCUUGUCUCUCCUUAUGCAGGUUUUUUGCUCUUUCUUUUUUAGCUUUAUGCAGGUUUAUACUGCAGCAAAAAUAGAACAUGAAGGAUACGCAAGAUGAUUGGUCAGUUCUUGUCUUUAUUUUACAUUGUUCAACUUUACAUUUAGAAUGGCCCUGCUUCUCACCUGUCAUAGUACAUAAGGAAAUUGAUAAAGCAAACUUUUAUUAUUAAAGUGGAUCACAUUCAUAGCUGCUGCUAUCAUGUCUUGAGGAUUCAUUUAUCAGAUACGGAUUUAUGAUAUUUCUGUUUUGAAGUGGCUUUAAUAUGUAUGUUGCAGUUGUUGGAUCAAAUUUGUUGGGUGGAAACAUGCUUUGAUUUAAAUCCUUUUCUUUUUAUUUUCGUAAUCGUGGUAGUUUAAGGAAUGUUUGAGUGGUUUUUUUGAAGGGUUUUCUGAAGAUGUAUUCUUCCUCCAUUCAUGAUAUGCAGCAGUUUUAGUUGUAGUAAACAUUGGCAGUUGGCUGCAAAUGUGAAUUUUCAACAUUGCAGGACAAAGGUUUUUAAAUCUUUCAGCUAUAUGGUUCCAUUUGCAGGAAUGCCUAUCAGUCUCAGGUUGGUUCACCUAGCCUGUGUUGAGUUUAUCAAAUAUAAAUUCAGGCCUCAUAGUUAGGUGCAUUCUGAGAAUAGCACAUGCGAUGGUGGAGUUACUGCCAGGUGAACUGUUCACUGACUUCAGAACCACACCAUCCAUCUGCCUAGUUAAGGAAGAUGAAAAGAAAAAGAAAAGCAAGACAGAGAGGAAUUGUGACAUAAUAAAUAUGGCUUUUGUUUUUGUCCUAUGACGAGGAGUUUUAAUCUCUUUUCUGCUGCAGCAAUGAAGAGGCCUGUGAACUUCCUACUUUCUACUGCAUUGUGAAGCUCUUGAAUCAAUAAAAUCUGCAGGUUUGACGGCUGCUUAUAUAUUCAGUUUGCUGAAGCCGUCUUUUAUCAUCAAUUGACUUUUGUUCAUGCUGUUAUUUGUCAGUUACGCUUGUUUGGUUUGAGGGAAUGGAAAGGGGGGAGAGGGGGAGUUGAAGGGUAUCAUUUUCCUUCCAGUUCUUUCCCCAGCACUCCCUUAUUUGGUUAAACUAACACUCUGUUUGGAUUGACGAAGCCCCCUCCCCUUGUCCAUUUUCAAUC
Messenger RNA from Rubroshorea leprosula, 1846 nucleotides. NCBI's taxonomy places the organism in Eukaryota, Viridiplantae, Streptophyta, Magnoliopsida, Malvales, Dipterocarpaceae. The record is from the annotation of a GenBank genome assembly.